Molecule: messenger RNA, 1032 nt
Organism: Penicillium canariense
Lineage: Eukaryota; Fungi; Ascomycota; Eurotiomycetes; Eurotiales; Aspergillaceae
Product: mandelate racemase/muconate lactonizing enzyme family protein
Exons: 5
Coding region: 1-1032 (343 amino acids)
Source: RefSeq, a predicted model, not a curated record
AUGGUGGAGAUCAAGAGCAUUGAGGUCACCGAUGAAGAGGGCCAGUUUGGCUGGGGUGGAAGCACCCUGGAGGGCCAUACUGAGGCCGUGGAGGGAACUCUCAAUACUCUGUGCGAGCGCUUUGAGGGCUACGAGGCAGAUAACAUCGAACACAUCUGGCAGAUAUCCGGGCGCCUUGCGUUCUAUCGUGGCGGCCCCGUCUUCAUGUCCGCCAUCUCCGGCAUUGGCAUUGAUAUUGCCCCCUGGGAUCUGAAAGGCAACCGCAUUGGCGUCCCCAUACACCAGCUUCUGGGCGGCAAGUCGCCAAUCAAACCAAGGGUCAUCAGGAGCAGGAAUUCAAAUGCCACGGAGGACAUCAGCUGGCUUGAUUCUCCACGUCUCCUGGAGUCGAGUAUUGAGCACCUGAAGGCCGUCAAGGCCCUUGGCAUGGACGCUGCCCUUGAUUUUCACGGCCGUCUUCACAAGCCCAUGGUUAAGCAGUUGGCCAAAGCCUUCGAGCACAUAAGCCUCUCUUCCUGGGGGAGCCCCUUCUGUCUGAGCACCCCGAGGCCGUUGGGAUGUGGAGCGCUUCCUGGAAGAUACCACUGGUGCGUUGAUGUUCUCCGGCCCGAUAUCAGCCACUGUGGCGGUAUUUCUGAGCUCCGCCGUAUCGCUUCCAUGGCUGAGACUUAUGAUGUUGCUAUUGCCCCCCAUUGCCCUCUGGGUCCUAUUGCAUUAGCUGCUUGUUUGCGGGUUGAUCGGGCCACCCCCAAUUUCGUUAUCCAGGAUAUGAAUAUCGGUAUUCACUACAGUACCGAUGCCGGUGAGUCUGAUUUCGCCAGUUACGUCAAGAACUCCAAAGCGUUCGAUGUGGAGGAUGGAGUUCUUGACGCUUUGAACACCCCUGGCUUGGGUAUUGAAGUGGACGAGGAGGCGGUGCGCCGUGUGGCUCAACUACUGAGUCCUGGCAACCCAAGAACUUCUUUGGAUCCGAUGGCUCUAUUGGGAGUGGUAAAAGUCCGAAACAUUGUGCUGUGUUGGGACUGUACAUAG